This is a messenger RNA of Cimex lectularius (bed bug), 2023 nucleotides long. RefSeq names its product type 2 phosphatidylinositol 4,5-bisphosphate 4-phosphatase. Gene Ontology annotation, molecular function: phosphatidylinositol-4,5-bisphosphate 4-phosphatase activity. The record is from RefSeq and is a predicted model, not a curated record. Lineage: Eukaryota; Metazoa; Arthropoda; Insecta; Hemiptera; Cimicidae. The coding region runs from base 350 to 1084 and encodes 244 amino acids. Gene Ontology annotation, biological process: phosphatidylinositol dephosphorylation. The transcript is spliced from 5 exons. Gene Ontology annotation, cellular component: lysosomal membrane; plasma membrane; late endosome membrane.
UAUUCUAAACAGUUCAAAUUAUUCAAAAUAGGUGGAAAAGGAUGGAAGAAUUUUUUUCGAGUGUUUUCUCAUCCGUCUGUCGUGAAUCGACAUGAGGGUUCAUUAUCUCGAAAAUCGUCGCGAAGAAGGCCGUCUGCUCUACAGUCUAGAGUUGCCGUGUUCCCCAGGGGCGUCGGUCAUUGUUGAACGCCGAGUGGAAAAAAAUAAAAAUCGUCAGCCGAGUAAAUCCAGAAGUCCAGGAGGCUAAGGGUACAAAGGCCCCCCCUUCCAGUGAACCCGGGGUGAAAGGGAAAAAGGGACGACGACCGACCGUCAGUCUUAGACCGCUGUCAGAUGCGAUCCGACCACAAUGGGUGACAUUGGCGAGACGAAACCACUUUUGGACAAUAACGCACCAAACGCCAAUUAUGGAUACGAGGCCACAACAACGGAAGAAACUUGGGAUUAUGAUCAUGAAAUAGAACUACCUCCCCCAUAUCAGGCCCUCCAAGGCCCUUCGGUGACAUGCCGAGUAUGCCAGAUGUUAAUCGAUGUGACAGGACGGGUUGAACAGCAUGUGGUUAAGUGCAACCGAUGUAACGAGGCCACUCCGAUUAGAAAACCACCGGCAGGAAAGAAAUACAUCCGAUGCCCUUGCAAUUGCCUGCUGAUAUGCAAGAGUUCGGCGCAGCGCAUCGCAUGCCCGAGAGCAAAUUGUAAACGCAUUGUACAGCUUACUCAAUCCCCGAUGACGCCGCCCGUGCCCUCGAUACCAGGCAUGUGCAAGGUCACGUGUGUCCACUGUUUGGACACGUUCCUGUUCAAUACGUUGAAGAACGCACUGGCGCGAUGCCCGCAUUGCCAGAAAGUAUCUUCAGUUGGACCCAGUUUCGCGAUGAGCCGAGCAAAGGUUUUCCUGGUGCUCUCGAUCGUCUUGCUUUUUUUAACGUCUUUAAUAGUUUAUUUUACACAUUCAAUAGCAGCCACGGGAACUGUUUGGGUCAUCAUAGUAUAUAUAUUUUUGUAUCUUGCUGGAUUGUUUUUUCUGUCCCGUUCUAUAUAUUAUUAUUCUAUAAAGGUGAGCAUAAUUGCAGGGCCGAUUUGAAAAGCUGAUAACUACAUUCCUUAAAAAAGGGUCUUUUUAAGCGAGUGUUUCGUUUUUAAAAAGCCAACUUGAUGAGAAGAUUCACCAUGCCAUACGAGUGGUACAUUAUAGUUUAUAUAUAACUGUUUAAGAUAAUCAUUUAAAAAAACAAAAAAAUCUAUGAAGAUAUGGAUCUUGAAGGAGUAGUGAAAUAUUAAUUUGUAUGUAAGAGUUUAUUAAAAAAAAGAAGAAGGAAAUUGAAAAUUUGUAAUGUGAUGUAGGAUAAUGUAAUAAUAACAAUUAUAUCUAUGCAAUACAGUUUAAAAAAAAAUUGAAAUAAGCAGAAAAUACUAACCCUUUUUCCUAAAGCUUACAGACCAAAUUUUCUAUUAAAAAAAAAAAAAAAUAAAUAAAUGACCCUUCCAGCGGUAGUUAGAUAUUUUGUUAUCGCAAAAAAUUAUAAUUAUUAUAUUGCCUUGUAUUUUAUGAUGUUAUCGUAGAUGAGGGGGUAAAAUUUGUUAAAUUUUAUUUAUUAUCCAAAGUGCUACAAAUUUAGACUGAAUUGUAUAAAGUUUUGGAAAGAAAUUAAACCAGUUUUUAUUGUAUCAUUAAAAAAGUAAAACUAUUUAAAACCUGGAGAAAUGUAAUAAUGAUAUGUAAAAUGUACCGUACAUUAAAAAAAGUUAACAUUUUUUCCUGUUUUUAUGUUUUAUAAGUACCAUCAUUUAUUGCUUUAUUUACGUAAACAAGUGUAAAGGCUUUAUUUAAUACAUAAUCAAUGACUAUAAUGUAUAAAUCUUUUUUCAUUACUUUUGCAAUAAAAAUAAAUAAAUAAAUAUUGUAUUUUUUCAAUAUCGGUCUUAAGGUAAAUGAAGUAUUGGAUAAUUAUUAUGGCACCGGUAGAAAAACCGAUUGUUUUCAACCCUCAGGCUCUCUAGCCCCUUUUAACAAAGUUUAUCA